Rosa chinensis is the source of this 2036-nucleotide messenger RNA. RefSeq names its product F-box/FBD/LRR-repeat protein At2g04230. The coding region runs from base 188 to 1690 and encodes 500 amino acids. The record is from RefSeq and is a predicted model, not a curated record. NCBI's taxonomy places the organism in Eukaryota, Viridiplantae, Streptophyta, Magnoliopsida, Rosales, Rosaceae. Gene Ontology annotation, molecular function: protein binding. The transcript has 2 exons.
AUCCAAGGUUUUCUCUGACGAGUCACGAGUCUAAUUAUCUAUAUGAUUGCUUCGAUUUUCAUCAACAAAGAUUACAGCAAAUUCUUUAUAUGCAUGUAAUAUUGUUAUUCGAUGGGUCUUUAUAGUUUCAUUGAUUCUCUCUCUUCGUUUUCUUUUUGUGGCUACAAUUAUAGGCUGAUUAUUGGUAAUGAUCUGCUUCUAUUAUCCAGUUAUGGCGCCGAGUACGAAAAGACAAAUAUGCAGCAAUGCAAACCCAAAUAACAAAAGGCUCAGAAAGCAAGACCAAACAAAGGAAGGUCAAGAGAAGAUUGAUCGAAACGUCAUGGCUGUGGACAAAUUGCUACCUCGCCUUCCAGACCUUAUUGUUCACAAGAUUUUCCGACUCAUUCCCACUAAACUUGCCAUACGCUCAACCAUUGUUUCUAAACAAUGGGCAAGUGUGUGGUCUUUGGGAGUCCCCCUCUUAGAUUUCGAUGACGAGGGGGACUCUACUGAUCAUGAUGGUGACAAUCUCGUCCGCAGGAAGCUGUUGUUCAUUGAUUUUGUGGAAAGCUGUAUGAAACAUUGUGGGAAAAAGAAGCUCUUGGAGUUGGAUAGUUUCAGGCUUCGAAUGAGAUAUGAUUCUGAGUUAAUAGGCGCGACAAGAAUAGACAAGUGGUUUAGUUUUGUGGUUGAUAGAUGCGUCAAAGAGUUAGAUAUCAGCAUUCAAAGAAAAGAUGACAAUGAUCCGGUCAAAAGCACAUACUACUGCAUACCUCAUACCAUUCUCAAUGCUCAAUUUCUUACUGGUCUGAAUCUGGAGCAUGUGAGAAUACAGGAGAGUAUUGAUCUGAUAAGCCUUCCGUUGUUGAAAACCAUGUCCCUAAACACUGUGCUGUUUGAUUGCCGCAUGCAUUCGGAUAGAUCACUCUGGAUGGGUUGUCCUUCCAUCGAGCAUUUGUCAUUAACUUCGUGUUCUUUUAGCUCAUUACAGUGUUCGACGAUCACUGUCAUAAAUUCCAGUCUUAAAUUCUUGCAGGUUAUGUAUUGCAAGUGUGUGUCUUUUCAACUUAGAGAUGAGAAUCUUGAAUCUGUUAUAUUCACUUCAGAAUUUUCUCAACUUCAUUCCAUCUGCUUGCUUAAUGAAUGCGUCAAGUUGAAAUAUAUCAGCAUUUAUGCUCAGCAUGCGAAGAUUUGUGAAAUUCCCGGAACAUGUCGAGAUAAUGUGAAGGCCAAUAUUGAUAUUCCAAAUCUCCGAGUUUUUGGCUACGAUGGUUAUUUGCUGCCUAAUGAUGUAAUCUCUAUGAAAGCUCGAAAUCCAUUGGCUGCACUUAUCAAGCUUAAUUGGGAUGCUGAAGAAGAAGUUCUAGAACUUACUUUCCUCCCUCCAUGGACACAUUUUCCUACUUGGAGAGAUUUUCUUCAAAACUUUGAUUGCUUCGAUAAAUUAGAGCUAGAUAUUCGUCAUGAUGCCAUUGCAGAGGUACUCACGUUUUCAGAAAAUUUCAGGAAGACCUUCUCACCACCAUUGCCUAAUAUCAAGUAUGUUAGAAUCUCGAUUGUACGUCUUCGUUGUCCGCAGACAGUGGCCAGAGUUUCUGCCUUGAUAAACUCUUUGCAUUGGAUGGCACCAUCUGCAACAAUCACAUUAAAUUACUGGGACUAUGGGCCGCCUGAAUCUUCAGGGGAAUCUUCAGGCGAAGAUGAAUAAUAAUUGGUUUUAUUUGAAUGCAACAAAUGUUUAGCUAGGUUUCCUUUCUUUCUUUUUUUUCCUUUUUUCCAAAUGCUUAAGGAAAAUUUCAAGGAAUCUCCUCUGCAACUAUCUAUGCUUAACAUAUCAAAAUUUUAAGAAUGAAGAGCAAUCAACUGGAGGGCACUAUUCCAGCUAGGAAUAUCAUGAGCAUAACCAGCAGCACCUUUGCAGAACAGACUUGUUUAGGCUAUCAGUUUCUGGUUUGCUGUUGCGGUUUGGCCUUUGCGAGGACUGAUGUUUUGUCUACUUUUUAUAGUGUCGUUAGUAGUUCUCAGGAUUUUGAGUUUUGUUUGUCGGCUUUUUA